GAAAAAUCAGAAAAGUGGCAAAGGUUCAACUCUGGAGUUCUACUAUGGGAGAAAACAGCAGUACGUGGUCUCUGUUGAGGAUGAUCAAAGGGACCCAGGAGUAGCUCCGUGGGACAAAUGACCUGUGAAAGAGAUUUCUAGGGGCCUUGGGGAAAGACCUUGUUUAGAAGCCCCAUGUUAAAUCCUUGAACCCUGCCCUUCUGCCUUUUAAAGUGGACAAAGAUAAACACGGCCCAGAAGACUAAGGACACAAAGCUGGGACUAAGGAGCUAAACCGUCUGAAACAAUGGAGACAAAAAUGGAAAGUUUUAGGAGACGUCUACUCAUUAUCGUGAUUGGUGUUAUGAUCAUAGCCUUUGUCUUUACCUGUUUCUGUUUCCUCCAUUUUAAUUGUAUGAGUGAUGAUAACCCCAAAACAGCAGUGCUCAAGAAAGAAGGUAUGGCACUCAAGACACCCAGGUCAUCCAAAACGUCAUUCAGUGAAUCCAAGACAACCAGUCUGUAUGAUCCAGAAAAACAAUGCACACUAUCCACUCUAGACAAUUUAUGCAGGCCCUUGACUCCAGAUAAUUCAUCCAUACUAUCCAGUGUGGAAAAGUUAAACAUGCCAUCAACUCCAGACAAAUCAUCCAUACUAUACAGUACAGAAAAAUCAGGGGCAUUGAGUCCAGAAAAGUCACCCAUACCAUCUAGUGCAGAAGAGUUUAUCAGGCCAUCAAGUCCACAAAAGUCAUUCAAACCAUCAAGCUCAAAAAAACAAAUUAGAUCAUCUCACCUGGAAAAGUCAUAUACACUACAUUCUCUAAAAAAAUCAUAUAAGGUAUCCCCUUCCCUCAAGAGAAUCACUCAAGUCAGUUCAUUCAAUCCAAACAAGACAGUCAAGCCAGCUUGGCCAGCCAAUCUACAAUAUGCAACCAGGUCAUCAUUCGAGACACGUUGUUCACCAAAUCCACAAAAUGCAAUCUUGCCAUACAAGCCAUCCAGGGUACACAAAUUGGCCAAAACACACAGACAUCUUAAAAGUCCCGUGAGUACAGGCAAGAUAUUCAUCCCUCAAUUAGACAUGACUUGUCAAUGCUACAAGGGAAAAUGCCUUAUCUGCAAAACUUUUCCUGAGCCUUUGGUCGGUGAUAUUUCUGAGGCAAAGAAGAGAAAAGCUCAAAACCUAUCUGGUUCAAGUAAAGAGAACCCUUUUCCCAGGUCCUUUCCUCAGGUAGCUUCCUGGAACGAUGCAGACAAUGACAAUGUGAGUGACAGUGAUCUGAUGACAUACAACAACACUGAUGAUGACAGUGAUAGAGAGAUAACCAUUAUUUGCAGCAUGAGACAAACUGAAGCCAUCCUUGAAAGUAUGCCAAAUAAUUAAGGGCUCAAUAAAAUAAAAUUCAACUGUGAAGGAUCAAA
Molecule: messenger RNA, 1404 nt
Organism: Otolemur garnettii (small-eared galago)
Lineage: Eukaryota; Metazoa; Chordata; Mammalia; Primates; Galagidae
Gene: CUNHXorf66
Product: chromosome unknown CXorf66 homolog
Exons: 3
Coding region: 287-1366 (359 amino acids)
Source: RefSeq, a predicted model, not a curated record